AUGUUGAUGGUAAAUGAUAUAAAACAAGGUCAUUUUCGUGCCUUAUUGAAGUAUAGAGCCAAAGGAGACGACUUUCUACGUACUGUUCUGGAAGGUUUAGGUAAACGUAAUAAAUACACUAGUCCAGUCAUUCAAAACGAAAUAGUCCAGGUGUGCAAUACAAUAUUACUACGAAAAAUAGUAAAUAAAGUUAACAAAUCAAAAUGUUUCUCGGUUCUUGCCGAUGAAACAACGGAUAUAUCCACAAAAGAGCAGCUCUCUAUUUGUGUCCGUUAUAUUGAUGAACAAAAUAUGCAUCAUGAGGACUUUUUACAGUUCUUUGAAAUUGAAAGUUUGACUAGUGAUGCCUUGGCAAACUCCAUAUUAAAUGGUUUAAUUCAUUGUGGUCUAGAUUGUAAUUAUUUAUAUGGUCAGGGCUACGAUGGGGCCAGUAACAUGGCUGGCCAAUUUAAAGGAGUCCAAACUGUUGUACGGUCUAAAUAUCCCAAAGCUUUGUAUGUGCACUGUGCUGCACAUUCAUUGAAUUUGGCAGUUUCAACAGCAAGUGGAAUAAAACCUAUCAGAAAUUGUUUAGGAUUAAUCGAAAAAGUAUACACGUUUUUUAACACCCCCAAAAGGAAUUCUGUUCUUUUACAUGUAAUUGAAAAUUCUGACGAUGAGCCUAGCACAAAACAACUAAAACGACUUUGUGCCACACGCUGGAUUCAACGCUAUGAUUCAGUAAAAGAUUUUUCAGAGCUAUUCCCAUUUGUUCUUUCAGCAUUAGAAAUUAUUUCUGAUUGGAAAGAUCCAAGUGAGGCUCGCAUGAUAAAAAAGUCGAUGGAAGAUACAGAGUUUAUAAUUUCUUUCAAUGUUAUUAAGUUGUUAUUUUCAUUUGGUCUUCCAUUGUGUAAGCAACUACAAAAAGUACAAAUUGAUCUUGGAAGAACUAUAUACAUAGUAGAAAAUAUGAUAGCCACUUUAAAGUCUAUUCGAGAAAAUUCUGAAGUAGAAUUUUGUAUAGUCUACAAUAACGUUAAGGUAAAUAGUUGA
Molecule: messenger RNA, 1032 nt
Organism: Rhopalosiphum padi (bird cherry-oat aphid)
Lineage: Eukaryota; Metazoa; Arthropoda; Insecta; Hemiptera; Aphididae
Product: zinc finger MYM-type protein 1-like
Exons: 4
Coding region: 1-1032 (343 amino acids)
Source: RefSeq, a predicted model, not a curated record